AUGACAUCGAAUGUGCUAGCCGAUCUUGCGAGUCUCCUCCAAGGGACGAAAAAAAUUGGUAACCAACCAAAUAGAAGCGCCAUUAUGACAGGUGCCGGUGUAUCCGGCGCCAUCCUGAAUGUAGAUCCCAUUAUAAGCUCAAAUGACGCUAAUAACUUAUUGAACUCGGUCAGAAGUUGGGCCGGGUUCUUGAGAGCAAUCGCUAUUGAAUUCUUCAAAACGUAUGGUUCAUCCGAGCUUUACGAAAACGAUGUUCUCUUCCUUCUCAGUUUUGGAAAAGAUGUUGAAAAUGUAAAAUACGGAGAUGAAAAAGCAACAAACGAAUUCAAGAAAUCUAUCAAAGCAGCUGUGGAUAAUGGAAUAUUCGAACUUCCUCAAUUAUACAAGGCGGAAGAGAUGUUUGUAAAAACACCUAUGCUUCGUUUCACUAUUGAUAGAGUGCUCAAAUCACUUCCUACAAAAGAUCCAAAAGAUCCAAAAGACCCAGCUAUGAGCAGCCUUUUGAGAAAAGUGGCACUCAACCCAUGGGGAGACUACAGGAGCAUUGAUGAUUCGACUAAGAUCCUUAAUGAGCUUGCUACGCUAAUCAACAAGACUAUAUUUCCCCAGACUUCAGUUGUCUCCGUAUGGAAAAGAGCCAAGGAUGCGAUCGAUAAAAGGUCCAAGGAAGUGAAACUUGAAGAUAUAAAAAAAGGCUAUGAAGAAUUCGCGAAAUUCUUAGCUUACAUGGAAAAAAAUAACCCCCAAGGAUUCGAGGAUGAUUUCAACAUCACACUAACUGGCAUCAUGAGUAUUAAUGAAAGCAACCUGAACACUACAUUACGCCGUCUCACCGAACAGGCUUUGAAUGCAUUGAGGGCAACUCUUGCCAAAGUCGGCAAGAAUAGUCUCUUAAUGACUACCAACUAUGAUACCUUUAUGGCAAGUGCCCUCUUCCGAUCACCAAUCGAUUUCGCCGAAGAUCUUAUUGGGGAUGACCAGCUAAACAACUUCUUGAUUCCCGAGGCUCAUACACGUUUUGUUGUGCAUGUCCAUGGACUUUAUUACGAUAAAGGACGCUUCGUCUUAUCGAAAGAAGAGUACAUGCAGACCCGGGGAAUCUUUGUACAUUUCAUGCACAAAUUAAUCGUAGAAAAGAAUACAUCACUUGUCUUUGUAGGCGCGGGUAGCGCCGGCAUUACUGACUACCAUUUCUGCAACUUGUACAAAGAACUCGCAAAGACACUCAAAAGUUCAGGUGGCACACACCCCACACACUAUUGGCUUGUCGUAAGCAGAGAGGCGACUUUGCCUGAUAAACUUGAAGAGGUCGAAGGCUCACAACAAGAAAAAAAGGAUGCUGAGGACUAUUUCCGAAAACAUAUUAAGGUUGUAUCAUACGGCGACAGUUAUGAUAGCCUUCCAACCUUUUUGGAAGGACUCUUGUCUCCGAAAUCUAAAGUUUGA
Molecule: messenger RNA, 1446 nt
Organism: Ambispora leptoticha
Lineage: Eukaryota; Fungi; Glomeromycota; Glomeromycetes; Archaeosporales; Ambisporaceae
Source: the annotation of a GenBank genome assembly